This is a messenger RNA of Actinia tenebrosa (Australian red waratah sea anemone), 5459 nucleotides long. RefSeq lists its product as uncharacterized. Gene Ontology annotation, cellular component: Dbf4-dependent protein kinase complex. Gene Ontology annotation, molecular function: protein serine/threonine kinase activator activity; zinc ion binding; nucleic acid binding. Lineage: Eukaryota; Metazoa; Cnidaria; Anthozoa; Actiniaria; Actiniidae. Gene Ontology annotation, biological process: regulation of cell cycle phase transition; positive regulation of nuclear cell cycle DNA replication. The record is from RefSeq and is a predicted model, not a curated record.
UGUGAUCCAAACACAGCUGGGAAUAAUCUUGCUCUAAUAGCUAUCAAUACCGCAGAUUUCCUCUACAAUUCCCCAAAAAUUUUUGGUUUAGUCUUGUCUAUGGAUCGGAGCUUGGCUGGUUUGACUUUAGUGCUCUGAGGUGAAGCUUUUUUGGAUUAAAGAUGUCGAUGGUUCGAAGAGCGUCCUUGCCGGGUGCGAAUAACAAUGGAUCAAGAAGAGAAGGACUUCGGACAAAAACACCGUCAGUUAAUGAUGUCUCCAAGAAAUUUAAAAGCGCUCCAAGAGGCAAAAGAAGGCUAGAAUUUCAACCAAAGCAACCGUUGAAAGACAAAAAGUUCUACCUAGAUCUUCAUGGUUACAAGAAAAUUCCCAGCUUAGCUGCAAGGAUUAAGGAACUUGGAGGGAAAGUGGAGGAAUUCUUUAACAAAGAUAUAACUUACUUAAUAACUAACCGCAAAGAUGCAGACACAAGGUUAUCUCCAAGAAGCAACUCUACACCAAGCCCUGGCAUGUCCAUACCCAGUCCGUUUCCCAUUAACAAAAGUUCCUCCAUAAAAGGCUCAGCCUGGCCAUCACCAAUAAGUGCAGAUUCUCCUCAAAGCAUUGAUGCUCAUCAGACUGUACCCAAACAUGACACUAGAGGGAAAACAUUGCAGAAACAAGCUACUCUUAUGUCUACCACUAAAUUUGGUACUAGCAAUGUCCUGACAAAUGCUAAAGCCUGGGGUAUUAGUGUUAUUCACCUGGAUAAAGUCUUAGAAAAGUUAGCAGAGUAUGGUCCAAGCAAGGCUGAGAAACAGCCUUCUAUAAAGGAGUUGAGAUCUGGAAAAAAGGAACUGAGAGUGGAGAUUAGAAAGCUGCAAGUCCCUUUCAUCAAAGUGGAAGACCAGAGUCAUCAUUAUCAGCCACUUGUGAAAGAAUUCAAGGAAUGGCCUCUACCAAAUUUCAAUACACCUGUUGGAACCUGCCCUUUUAAUUCUCCAAAGACAAAGAAAGAACCUGAUCUAAAGAGAAAAAAUAAGGAGAAAGAUAUUCAGGAUGUCAAGAAGCAGAACAAAAAAGGUUAUUGUGAGUGUUGCUGUUUGCACUAUGAUGCUCUAGAUAUGCAUUUAAAGAGUGAUCAUCACAAGGCAUUUGCACGAAGUGACUCCAACUAUGACAGUCUUGACAAACUCAUCAGUCAAGGACCAAGUUUGAAUGCAUUCUUAGAUAGAGUCAAGAAGAAAUACAGCAGAUCAGAAAAUACCCAACCAAUUAGUGAAAACAAGGUCGAUAACCCUUUCCAGACCCCAACAAAGGAAACAGUUCAUUCGAAGGAUGACUCAGUUGAUAAAGAAUUGAAUGAAAACUUGUUAGCAGACAGCGACAAGGAGAGAGCAAAUAAGAAAGAUGUAUGUGAUAAUGAUAUCGAAGACAAGAAUGAUGACAAUCUACAUAUGGGUGAAACAAAUGCGGUGAAAGGAAACUCACAAGCUAUCGAAACCAUUGCUCAAGAGGGAUCCGAGUGCUUACCAAAAAGGAGAAUAACUCGAAGUCAAUUGUCUUAUGAGGAUGAUGUGAGAUGUGACGCAGAUACUGACCCUAAAAUAAAACAGAGCUCGCAGAAUUUCUCCAUCAAACAGACGACAUCAGUACAGAAUACAGAAGUAUUAACUCAGAAAGCAGCUAGUCCCGAUCAGUUGGGAAUGUCAGAAGAGAAAGUAAAUGAACAGGGCAAAAAUGAUAAGCAAAAGAUCUUGUMCAGUCAGGAGCUUGUAUCAUUCACAAGCCUUAAACCUCACAAAACUGAAGACCGUAAUGAAGAGGAUGGUAAUAUGCGGGUAAUGAGGAGUCAAACAAAGAGUAAUAGCAGUUCUGACAGUAUUGAUGACGAUGAAAAUGAAGGAAGUGGGAGAGCAUUGAGAAGCCAAAAAAAUAGUUUUGAUAGCACAGCUGGCGGUGAAAAUGAAGGAAGAGGGCGGGCAUUUACAAGCCAACAGAAGAGUAACUGUAAUUCUGAGAGUACAGAUGGCGAUGAAAGUCCAGGAAAUAGGCGGGCAUUGAGAAGUGAUCGUGAUGAAAAUGAAGUUCCUAAGCGGGCGUUGAGAAGCCAUAGAAAUAGUUCUAACAGUACAGAUGGCGAUGAAAGUCCAGGAAAUAGGCGGGCAUUGAGAAGCGAUCGUGAUGAAAAGGAAGGUCCUAAGCGGGUCUUGAGAGGCCAACGAAAGGCUAGCUGCAGUUCUGACAGUACAGAAACACUAACAAGCCGAGAAGGGAUCGCGCAUUCCCCAGCUAAACGUAAUCUCAAAAGUAGCAAUGCAUCUAGUACUGACUCUCUUUCAGGAGGUAUUACAGCUGAUGGCAAUCAAGAUAAUAAUAAAGGUGCAAGGGUAAAAGAUGGCUCAAAACUACUCCAGUUCAACCAGAAUGGAAUAACCAAAGCAAAUCUUUGUGAAAUCCAAAGGARUCAAGAGGAAAACGAUAGCAAUGGGUCUGUCAAAGUGAGGGAGAACUUCUCCAGCCCUAAAAGUGGUCUUAGUGGUUCAAAAAGGUGUGAUUCUCCUGACCAUGCGACCUCGAUCAGUGAUCACGAGAAUGAAGAUUCAGAUGAUUCUAUAGAAGCCAAGGCUGGAAGCAGCCCCACUCCAAAGCUUUUAAUCCCACGGUCAAUCUGGUCGAAACUACCCGAAAAUAAUCCAAGCAAGGAGAAUCGUGAUAAAAUUCCCUCUGAUUCUAAUAAUGAAGCACUCAAGGAACUUGCAAGUGACAAGACAGGAGAGCAGGGUUCGGAUGAAAUUUCCGAAAUGAACAAUGAUGCGUUUACUGCAUUGUUCGAUUCAGAUAAUGAUGAUGACAAAUCUUUCGAUGGUUUUGAUGUCCCCCAUUUUGAGGGUUCAAAGUCUUCAGAGCCGGAUUUGACAUACCACAUCAAGAGGAUCGUUGAAUACUAUACUGAAAGCCAGGAUGACACUCUUGUCAAUACCACUAACGAGGAAAUAGACGAUAAAGAUCAGGAUGAAAGAAGUGGACCUGCUGAUGGCACAGAAAAACGGACGAAGAAAAAGAAACGCCAGCCACAUGGGAUCAAGAUUAUUCUGAGUUCCAGGACAGAUGAUGGUGAUGACGAUGUGUUUGAAGAUAGCAGUGAUGAUGAUGAUGAUGAUGAUGAUGACGAAGGGGAUAGUGACUACAAUGAUUCAAGUAGUACUGUAGCAGACAGCAGUGAUGGCGAGGGAGACGAAUUGUUGACAUCCUCUGCGUUAUGCAUGGAUUCGUUCUCGUACAAGAGAAAAUCUUGGAACCUAGAUAAUGAUGAAAUAGGAAUUCAACUACCGCCAAAGAGGAGACGUACAACAACUGACGAGAGUUCGUCCACUCACUCGGCAGAGGAUAGCGAAACGGCUGGCGAUUGUGAUGUGGAAUGCAGACGCAGAACCAGAGCUUCCACAAGAUUAUCAAGUAACAAAGAAAAGUCAGUAAGUCACAAAAAUGGUAAUGUUGAUGUGGAGGAGAYUUCUGUGGACACAGAUAUCAGAGAGAGGAGGCGAAGCGUCAGAACUUCUACAAGGCUGUCAAGUGAGAAAGAAAAUUCAAUAGAUAACAAAAGAAAUAGCCAUGCCUGCAUGAAGGACGAUUCUCUGGAAAAUGGUAUCAGAGAGACGAGAAAAAACGCCAGAAGUUCUCGAAUAACAUCCAAAUCUGAUAAAAAGAUAGAAAAUCGUCAAGAUGAUGAUGAAAAUUUCACGAAUGAAAAUGUAUCCCAAAAAGAAUGCAGCAAAAAUACAAGCCGGAAAACAAGGGCAUCCUCAAGGAUUUCAAACUCCACAGAAAAUAGUUCAGAUAUAGGUAAAGAAAAUUGCGCUGACAACAUUGAGGUUGAUUCUGAAUACGAUAGGAGCAAAAAUACAAGACGUAAGACCAGAGCUAUGGGGAUGUCAAACGCAGAGGAAAAGAAAAUCAAUUCUGAUGGCCGUAACCUGGAAAAGGAAAAUAGGAAUAAAGAGACAAGGCGCAAGACCAGAUUUUCUGAAAGAGCAUCAUCUGAAAGUUCAUCUCAUGACAGUAAAGAUUUUCAUGGAAAUGAAGAGCCCGGCAGACGCAAAACCAGACCAUCUAAAGGCUUAUCAACUACGAAGGAGUUAGUAGUAGACCAUAUAAAAGAACAUUCCGAGAGUGACGAUUCAUGUUCAAAACGUGUAACUAGGAGCCAAGGAGACGCAGCAGAAGACCGUCAGAUAAAAAAUAAAAACAAGAUCACAAUUGAAAAGAAAGAAGACACGAAACAAAGACCUGCAGAUAAUGAAGUUUCACCUAGCAAAUCAAAAACUAAUGAUGUCGGAAAUAAUGAUUCACUAUCUUCUUCAGUUUUGGAUGACAACAGUUGGACCUCUGAUAGCUCUUUCUUUAAAGGCCUUCCACAAGAAGUUCUCGAAUGUUUAUCUGUUCAUAUGUCUAUUGAAGAAAGAGUCAAGUUGCGCCGUACAAAAAAUAGAAUAAAUUCAGAGCCAUCGCCAAUACGUCGAAAUGCUAAUGAAAGAAGAAGAAAAGAUUCAAAUGAAAAGAGCGACAUUCAAAUAGUUAUUACUGAUUCUAAAAGAGCACAAAGCAAGAAAGACGAAAUUAAAACAGGAUCUACCAACAUGGCUAGAGUUCACAACACCCCAAGGUCGAGGUCUCGAAGCCUUAACCAGGACGUAGAGAACUCUAGGAAUUUGACUAAGUCAAAGACCGGGGGCGCAGUGUUCUUACCCUCUCCACCACAGAGGAAACCAUUGCGUAGUGCAUCGUCAUCACUAGACACUUCACCUAUCACUACUCCAAUUCGGACAAACAAACACUGGAUAUUUGAUCCUGGGCAUUUUUCAUCAUCAACUCCUCAACCAUUAAGAAAGCUAAAGUCAAAAACAAGCCCUAAGCAAACUGAAAGCAAACUCAUGUCUACAAGGGCAUUGCGUAAUACAAACAAAUGCCUAAUGGCUGGGGACAGUUAUGAGUUUAGGAAUGAAGAUGUUUAUGCGUUUGAUGAUUGAAGAAUCCAGCUGCAAACUUGAUCAAAAAUUAGUGAAAUUGUUUUUUGGUGCUUGGGGUGUACUCUCGCCUGUCCAGCGACACUACUCAUAUUUUAUCGCUAUAGUUGAUUCGAACCGUCUUGAAGUCAAACGGUAGCUGAAAAACAGUAGGCCGUCUUAUCCCAGCUCGUUACUGCAGAGAACUUCAUUGCUAAUCCAACCGCCUAUAGCUAACUACAAUUAGCUGAUCAUUCGAUUCAACGGAGUGACAAAAGUAUCUAGAUUUCAUUUAUUUAUCAAUUGACACGGUUCUCUUUGUUAUUCACAACGCUUUUUUUUUUUUGUUAUAACCUUCAUUAUAGAUGCGAGGUCAAUAUGUAGUUAUUAACCCGGUUAAUAACUAUACAUUGACCGCCCGCAUUUUUAAUGAGUAAUUCAGUUUUAUAAUGAGCAAUUCAUUAGCCCCGCUCA